Messenger RNA from Chaetomium fimeti, 368 nucleotides. RefSeq lists its product as uncharacterized. The transcript has a single exon. The coding region runs from base 35 to 361 and encodes 108 amino acids. NCBI's taxonomy places the organism in Eukaryota, Fungi, Ascomycota, Sordariomycetes, Sordariales, Chaetomiaceae. Gene Ontology annotation, molecular function: protein kinase activity; ATP binding. The record is from RefSeq and is a predicted model, not a curated record. Gene Ontology annotation, biological process: protein phosphorylation.
CUCCCGUUACUUACGUACCUCUGCCAGCAAAAGCAUGGCAACCUCCAAACCUACCUCGACGAGCAUCACACAGCCGCCCCUUUGGUGCCGCCAGCUCGCCGAAGCCCUUGAUGACAUCCAUAGCCGCGGCGUUCUGCACUCAGAUCUCCGGCCGGCUAACCUCCUGACCCACGAGACGGCCCUAGGCGCGCGGGACCUGCUACUCGCCGACUUGGGCGGCUCCGUGAGCGAGGAGCUCGGCGAGGGGCUGUCCCUCCCUGACAGCCCGUUUUACAGCCCUGUCUUCGAGUGGCAGUCGAGCGUUUUCCUAGACCUAUUUGGUAUGGCUUCGACUUUCUACACGAUCCAUACCGGUUGGUAGCCGUACC